UUGACGCCGCUGCUUGUUUCUGCAUGUUGAAUUUGAAGUAAAACGUUCAGAGUUAGUAGACAGCUCAUGGAUUAUCAUAAAACAAUCUUAUUUUUUGUUUUAUUUUCACACGCAUGCACUGCCAGCUCUAAAGAUGAGACUCCUCUGAAGCAAUCAUUUCGUGAUUCUCAACACCAUGAAGAGAUCAAAUGUUCCUUACCGCAAAAUUGCCAAUAUAUGGAAAAUAUGUUUCGUCAUUCUCCAGACCUCAAAAGGACAAAAUGUGUCUUACCCGAAGAAUGCCGUGAUCAAUACCCAGACAGUUUUUUUAUAAUAAUUGUGGCAGAAGAUGAAUGGAUGGAGGCACCCAUUAUCCAACAAUUUCCCAACUCUACACUGAGCAAUUCUUCAAUUCAUCAACAACAGCACAAUUAUUCAUUUUCAAUCUCACGUGAUGCUGUUGAGUUCCUCAAGGGCUUAACUGCCACCCGCUUCAUGCCGUCCUUCUACAUCAUCAUCAUCCUCAUCAGUUUGCCUCUGAACGCUUUGGCUUUGGUGACGUUCACCUGCAGGAUCAGAGAAAAGAAACCAGCUGUGAUCUACAUGUCUCACCUGGCGUGUGUGGAUCUGCUCUUCGCCCUGCUGCUGCCUCUGAAGAUCCACUACCAGCUGAACGCUUCUGAUUGGCUGUUUGGUGAGGCGGCGUGUCGUGUGCUCACUGCAGCUUAUUACUGCUACAUGUACUGCUCCAUACUGCUGAUGAUGUGCAUGAGUGUGGACAGACUGUUGGGUGUUGCGCUUCCCAUUGCUUCUUUAACCUGGAGGAGCACAAGGAAAGCCUCAUGCGUGUGUGUGCUGGUCUGGCUGCUGGCGCUCGCUGGUACUGUGCCACUGCUCUCAAUGAGACAAACAUUUCCCAUUAAAAAUGUGGGCAUGACCUGCCAUGACGCGCUGCUGCAAGACCCAUCAGGACAUCUUUACCUGAACCUGUUCUUCAUCCUCUCUUGCCUGUAUUUCUUUGUGCCGCUGGUCAUCACUUUAGUGAGCUACUCCAUCAUCAUAUAUGUGCUCAGAGCAAAGCCUGACUCGUUGGCAUCUUUGUUCAACUUAAGAAAAGCUGUGAUUAUGUUUAUUUCAGUGCUGAGUGAGUUUGUUGUGUGUUUUGGUCCAACCAACGGCAUUUUAUUGUAUCACUGCUUUCGUUUAGCUACUGGAAAAAACAGUGAAGGAGAUCCAUCAUAUGCUGCUUACCUGUUGGCUGUGUGUUUGGGGAGCGCAAGUGUUUUUCUGGACCCUCUUCUGUACUAUUAUUGUUCAUCUCAUUACAGACAGAUCAUCAAGUCUGUGCUGAGAAGGGCAAAAGCAGAAGAAGCAACGCCAGCAUAUGAAACAGUGGUUCUGAAAUGAGUCGACAGCUAUAAGAUGGUUUCUCCCACAGUCUAAAGACAUGCGCUAUAGGUGAAUUGGAUUACCUAAAUUGGCCAUAGUGUGUGAGUGAAGUGUGAAUGCGAGAGUGUAUGGGUGUUUCCCAGUACUGGGUUGCAGCUGGAAGGGCAUCCAUUGGAUAAGUUGGAGGUUAAUUCCGCUGUGAUGACCCCUGACACAUCAGGGACUAAGCCGAAUUCAGAUAUGCUGAUGGGAAUUUAGUGCUGUAAGUUGUAGACUUGUAAUUAUAAAAACCAACCAACAUAGCAGGGUUAACUUUAGGGUUUAACACGAAUAACUUUUCAAAUUAAUCGACUGAGAAACAUCAGGAAAUGUGGCGAUGUGAAAUGUAUAUGACCAAAUUAAAAGUGUUUUACUUUGAACUUUACUUUCUUGGGGUUUUGUUCACGAUUGAGGGAGGAAUGGAACGUGAAGUUUACAUGCGGAUUGGUGCAGCGGCAGCAUUAAUGCGGUCCAUUGUGGUUAAGAAUGGGCUGAGCCGAAAAGCAAAGCUCUCGAUUUACCAGUCAAUCUCUGUUCCUACUCUCACCUAUGCUCAUGAGCUUUAGGUCAUGACCGAAAGGACAAGAUCUCUGAUACAAGCGGCCUAAAUUAGUUUCCUUCACAGAGAGGCAGGGCGCACCUUUAUUAAUAGGGUGAGGAGCUCUGUCACCUGGGAGGAGCUCGGAGUAGAGCCACUGCUCCUCCACAUCGAGAGAAGUCAGCUGAGGUGGUUUGGCAUCUGUUUUGGAUGCCUUCUGGAUGGCUACCUAGGGAGGUGUUCCAGGCAUGUCUCGGUGAAGACCCAGGACACGCUGGAGGGACUAUGUCAUUCGGCUGGCCUGGGAAUGCCUCAGGAUCCCCCUGGAGAAGCUGGAGGAAGUGUCUGGGAAGAGAGAAGUCUGGGGUUCUCUCCUAAGACUGCUGCCCCUGCGACCCGGCCCCAGACAAGCGGAUGAAAAUGAGAUGUAAUGAGACUUUGGGCUUUACAUUGAUUAUUACCAUUACAAACAUUGCGUGUUUGGCACAAAUUACAUCUCAAGGGACAAUAGCAUUUCUAUAAGUAUAAUGUUAAUAUAAAGUCCAAACUCAUGAUUUUGAGUAGCUUAUGUUUUCCUUUGUUGCUUUUUUAAUAAAUGUAUGGUUUGAUGGGCAACACGGUGGUUCAGUGGUUAGCCCUGUCGCCUCACAGCAAAAAGGUUGCUGGUUUGAGUCCCGGCUAGGCCAGUUGGGAUUUCUGUGUGGAGUUUGCAUGUUCUCCCCAUGUUGGUGUGGGUUUCCUCCAGAUUCUCCGGUUUUCCCCAGAGUCCGAAGACAUGUGGUACAGGUGAAUUGAACUUAACUGGCUGUAGUGUAUGAGUGUGUGAAUGUGAGAGUGUACGGGUGUUUCCCAGUACUGGCUUACGGCUGAAAGGGCAUUAAUUGGGGUUCAUUCCACUGUGGCGACCCCAGAUAAAUAAGAGACUAAGUUGAAGAAAAAUGAAUGAAUGAUUGUAUAUUUUGCAGUUAAAAUUCUAAGGCUUAUACUGUUUAUCUUACUAAAAGCAGAAGAAACAUGUGCAGGUUGUCAAGUCAUAGAUGUCUUGUGCAAUAUUUAGAUACGUUUUACUUCUCUGUUUAAUCUUAAACAUCUUGCAAGGGUUUAUUUCACCUUUUUCAUUUUAUUAUUAUUGUUUACACUCUCUCUCUGGGUCUUUGAGGCUUCUAUGAUGCAUUAUGAGUACUUUAUACG
Messenger RNA from Danio aesculapii, 3136 nucleotides. Its product is annotated as proteinase-activated receptor 1. The record is from RefSeq and is a predicted model, not a curated record. NCBI's taxonomy places the organism in Eukaryota, Metazoa, Chordata, Actinopteri, Cypriniformes, Danionidae. Gene Ontology annotation, molecular function: thrombin-activated receptor activity. Gene Ontology annotation, cellular component: membrane. The transcript has 4 exons. Bases 67 to 1386 code for a protein of 439 amino acids. Gene Ontology annotation, biological process: blood coagulation; positive regulation of blood coagulation; phospholipase C-activating G protein-coupled receptor signaling pathway.